Molecule: messenger RNA, 426 nt
Organism: Drepanopeziza brunnea f. sp. 'multigermtubi' MB_m1
Lineage: Eukaryota; Fungi; Ascomycota; Leotiomycetes; Helotiales; Drepanopezizaceae
Source: RefSeq, a predicted model, not a curated record
AUGGCCCAACCAAAGUCCAGAGUGCCGUUGUUCGCCGGCCUGGUCGCUGCGGGAGGUGUUGGCUACUACCUCUACAAAGCCGGCGGCAACCCCAAGGUCGCAGAGAAGCAGGUCGAGGGCAUGUUACACCCACUAUCAGAUCCCGAUCUCUCCCGCGCCAGCGCGAAGAUCAAGUCUGAGAUCCCCGGUCGCGCCCAUGAGGCGCAGAAGGAGGGCGAGAAGUGGGCAUCCCAAGCUGGAGCAAAGCUUGACUCUGCUGUCGAGAAGAGCAAGGCGGAGCUGUCCAAGGCCGAAGGGAAAUUCGAGGCCUACCGGAAGGACCUCGGCGCUGAGGCCAUGAAGAAGAUCGAUGCCGCGGAUGCAAAAAUCGAGCAGGAGGCUGCGAAGGCUAAGAGCGGUAUCUCGAGCUGGUUUGGAGGAAAGUAA